AGUGAGCCCGGUCUCGGCCCGGUUAGGCUCUGCUACUAAUUCCUCGACACGUGUCGCUGCUUCUCCAUCCUCCUCCUCAUUCGGUUAGUGUGCUCGAGGGUUCCUCUUCCUCCACUGCGCCGCCGCGAGCCUCCCGACCCCUCGGUCGCGAUUCUGCGAAAUCCGGCCGGAUUCCUCCACGAUCCGAGACCAGAUGGGAGAAGGAGAUCCCGAUGGUGGCUGCGUCGUCGGAGCGACAGCGACCUCGACCUCGGCGGCGUCGGCGGCCGCCCCUGUGAGGGACAUCAGGCGGUACAAGUGCGAGUUCUGCGACGUCGUGCGCUCGAAGAAGCGGCUGAUCCGAGACCACGUCCUCGAACACCAUAAGGACGAAGUGGAUGGUCUGGAUGAGUACAACCUAGGUGGUGGUGGCGGCAGUGCGCCGCCGGGCAAGGAGAUCGGCCAUGGUUGCAAGGAGUGCGGAGCGAGGUUUAAGAAGCCGGCGCAUCUGAAGCAGCAUAUGCAGAGCCAUUCGCUUGAGAGACCCUUUGCCUGCCAUGUAGAUGGUUGCCCUUUCAGCUAUAGCAGGAAGGACCAUUUGAACCGCCAUCUACUUACUCAUCAAGGAAAACUAUUCAUGUGCCCUAUGGAAGGAUGCAACCGUAAGUUCAGUAUCAAGGGUAAUAUCCAGAGACAUGUUGAGGAAUUUCACGAGGAUGGCCCUCAGCGUGGAGGCAAGAAAGAGUUCAUCUGCCCAGAGGCUAACUGUGGGAAGGCGUUCAAAUAUGCUUCCAAGCUACAGAAACACGAGGAAUCACAUGUCAACUUGGAUUACACUGAAGUUAUCUGCUGCGAACCAGGCUGCAUGAAGACUUUUACUAAUGUGGAAUGCCUCAAGGCCCAUAACCAAUCGUCUCAUCAGUAUGUUCAGUGUGAUAUCUGUGACACUAAACAGCUUAAGAAGAACUUCAAGCGGCAUCAGCGAAUGCAUGAAGGUUCGUUUGUCACUGAGAGGAUUAAAUGCAACUUCAAGGAUUGCAAGCGCUCAUUUUCAAAGAAAUCCAAUUUGCACAAGCAUAUUAAGGCAGUUCAUGAGCAGAGUAGACCUUUCACAUGUGGAUUCUCUGGGUGCGGCCAGAAGUUUUCGUACAAGCAUGUAAGGGACAAUCAUGAGAAAUCUAGUGUUCACGUGCUUUUUGAGGGCGAUUUUGUGGAGGCUGAUGAGCAACUCCGACCUCAUCCAGGCGGCCGCAAGAGGAAGCCCAUUUCAGUCGAUACUUUUAUGCGGAAGAGGGUAGCUGCUCCUGAUGCUCCCCCUGCUUACAGUGAUGGAACUGAGUAUCUGAGAUGGCUUUUGUCAGGUUGAUUUGUCCUGAACUGGAGGAAAGAUGCUAUGUUUUUUCGGAUGAUCGAGCAUUCUUCUGUACUUUGGAAGUGUCCGCAUUAUUAUUGUCAAUGUUAUGUAUGUAGGAGUGUGUAUGUAUGUAUGUAUGUAUAGCUAAAGGAAAUAGAUUGACAAUAACAGUAUGUAUUGUGUGUCAAAUAGGGUAGCAAUUGGCAAGCAAGUCCUUUUUUCUUGUUCAACUGUAUGAAAUAUGAAUAAAUGAAGAUGUGGCUUCCGCUUAAGUAAUGAUGAACACCUAUCAUGUUUUA
Triticum dicoccoides is the source of this 1632-nucleotide messenger RNA. RefSeq names its product transcription factor IIIA-like. The record is from RefSeq and is a predicted model, not a curated record. Gene Ontology annotation, cellular component: nucleolus; nucleus. The transcript has 7 exons. Gene Ontology annotation, biological process: regulation of transcription by RNA polymerase II. NCBI's taxonomy places the organism in Eukaryota, Viridiplantae, Streptophyta, Magnoliopsida, Poales, Poaceae. Gene Ontology annotation, molecular function: 5S rDNA binding; DNA-binding transcription factor activity. Bases 194 to 1345 code for a protein of 383 amino acids.